Molecule: messenger RNA, 2332 nt
Organism: Pseudomassariella vexata
Lineage: Eukaryota; Fungi; Ascomycota; Sordariomycetes; Amphisphaeriales; Pseudomassariaceae
Exons: 4
Coding region: 119-2227 (702 amino acids)
Source: RefSeq, a predicted model, not a curated record
CCUUUUUUUUGUUUUUUUUGCACGCGUAUCACGAGACAUCAACGUCCUUUGUCGCCCAUUGUGCCGUAGGUCCGUAAACCGCAUCGGAUUUUUCUAAUUUCAACAUACACAUUGAUCCAUGGCUCAACCCCGCCAGCCCUACAACAGCCAAGGCUACAUGCCCAACGGGGCUCCCGGCGGUCACCCUAACCUCCAACCAGCUCCUGGUGCCACGCCCCUCCUGCCGAACCAAGGACGAGUCCUCCAAACCGGCCCGAUUCGCGUGCUGUGCAUAGCAGAUGUACGAGGCAACCUCCGGUCUCUGAACGAUCUCGCGAAGCAAGCACGGGCCGACCACAUCAUCCACACUGGUGACUUCGGCUUCUACGAUGACACCUCGCUGGAGCGAAUUGCCGAGAAGACUUUGAAGCAUGUCGCUCAGUACUCGCCACUAAUCCCCGAGCAUGUCAAAAAGGCAAUCAGCCAGGGCGGCCCUGGACCCGUCAAACAGCGCUUCCCGCCGCACGAGCUGCCUCUUUCCGAACUGUCGAUGCUGAUCAGCGGCCAAGUCAAGCUCGACGUGCCUGUCUACACAGUCUGGGGCGCUUGCGAGGACGUGCGCGUUCUGGAGAAGUUCCGAUCUGGCGAGUACAAAGUACCCAACCUUCACAUCAUCGACGAAGCGCGAUCUAUGCUGUUGGAGAUUGGAGGCGUCAAGCUCCGGCUGCUUGGCCUUGGUGGGGCGGUAGUCAUGCACAAGCUCUUCGACAACGGCGAGGGACGAACCACCAUUGCUGGCGGACAAGGAACUAUGUGGACUACGUUGCUCCAGAUGGGCGAGUUGGUAGAUACUGCUAACCGCGUCUAUGAUCCCACCGAGACGAGAGUGUUCAUCACCCAUGCCUCCCCUGCCCGCGAGGGUAUUCUCAACCAACUGUCCGUCAGCCUCAAGGCAGAUUUCUCCGUUUCAGCCGGUCUCCACUUCAGAUAUGGAAGCUCCUACAACGAGUUCAGUGUCAACCCGACCCUGGAUCACUACCGAGGCAAGCUCGCUGCCUCCAAGGCCUCUUUCAGCGACGUCUGGGAGACGGUCAAGAACGAGGUUGAGCCCGCGAUCCAACAGAACGAAGCUCAACAGAACUUGCUUAAGAAUGCGCUUGGUCUUGUUGAGAAGAUGCCGACGACCGCUGCUGGUGGCAAUCCCUUUGGUGGUCCUGUUGGUGGUGGUCCCGCCGCCCUUGGGCAGGUCGACGAGAGCGCGUUCAAGAACAUGUGGAAUUUCAAUCUGGCUGAUGCUGCCUUUGGCUGGUUGGUGCUGGAGAUCCAAGACGGUCGCAUUGGCACGGAAAUGCGAGCCCAAGGCUUCAACUUUUCCCAUCGAGGCGCUAAGCAGCAACCCAAUGCCCCUGCGACAAACUCUCCUUCUCCAGCACCUGUGGCGAGCGGAAUGUCUGCCGUAGCCCCGUCUGCACCUUCAGGACCUCCGCCGCCCUCAGGACCGCAGCGCAACCCAUCUGCAGCACAACCCAAACCUGUAGUAGCAGCAGCGACUCCUCUCCAGCCCAAGCCUGCCACACCCAAGCCCGUGGCCUCGUCUCCAGCUCCUGCUGCUUCGGCAAGCAAGGAGAACGAGAAGCCCGCAGGCCCCGCAGGUACGAACGGCACAGCCAGCGGGCCCGAGUCUGCGCCCUCGCCUGCGCCCCGUGCAGCGGCUGAUACUGUCGGCCUCUUCAUCAUGAACGUCCAGUCUGACGAACAAGCUCGGGACAUAUUCCCCGAGGAGCACAGAUCUAAGAUCACCAAGAUCGACAAGUGGGGCGCUGCCUCCAACAACAAGGUUGCCCACUUCCCGACCACCGACGACCGAGAUGCUGCCCUUGCCAGCCUGUCUGAUGAGUUCAAAGUUCGUCAUGCAGAGGACAGAACCCGACCGCUAGUAAAGGUGUUUGCACCGCGCGAGAGCAAGCCUUAUGCACCCAGAGGUGGUGCAGGAAACUGGGGCAGCAGCAGAGGAAGCUCCAAUGCUAACACGAGCGGUUACCGGAGCGCCACUGAUCGAGGAACCAUUAGCGGUGGUGAAAGUGGACCUGAGUCUGGCCGACAGCGAGGCGGACGGGGGCCGCGAGGUGGCAGAGGCGACCGUGGUGGCCGUGGUAGUGUUAGAGGGGGUGGCCGUGGCGGUCUGACAAAGGGCGAGGGUGGUAGCGCUUCACCAGCUCCAGCUUCCGCUACCCCGGCAGACUCGUAAGUCGUUGCCCUAAGAGGGUAUGGACUGAGUUCCGCCUGAGCCGUGUUCUACUAUUCCAAACACCCCCAACAACCCCCCGCCCCCCCCCCCGUCCCGCACCUUACA